This is a messenger RNA of Bombyx mori (domestic silkworm), 5341 nucleotides long. RefSeq lists its product as uncharacterized. Lineage: Eukaryota; Metazoa; Arthropoda; Insecta; Lepidoptera; Bombycidae. The coding region runs from base 660 to 2714 and encodes 684 amino acids. The record is from RefSeq and is a predicted model, not a curated record. The transcript is spliced from 9 exons.
UGUGGUAUGUGUGGCUAACGCAGAACAUAUUUCAGUAAUGCAUGUUAAUUUUAUUUUGAACAAGCUAGUUUUUCAUGGUGUUGUUCUGUGAAUUUUAUAUUUCGAAGGUCAGUUUUCAACAUUUUACAUUUAUUAGCAGAAGCUACUUUGUGUUUGGUUGCAUUAAGGCUAAAAUGCUGUUUCCAGCAUGCCUACGAUGUUCAGUUAUUUUAAUUUUUUUAAAUUUAAUUUAUACAAAAUUUAUGGUUAAUUAUCUGGGAUCAGUUCAUUAACGUAAAAAUCAACAAAAACGUUCACAUUCCCCAUAUAUCUGACAGAAAAGAGUUCCUAAAAAUAAAAUAAAACACGGCAACACCAACCCCCUGCAGCCCGCAUACCGCUACAUGCUGACUCUGAUGUCAUUCUUAGAUUUGCCCGUGCGCAACGCUUGUUAUCGAACGCGCUUCGCAAAGAAUUAUCAAAACAAAAAGUUUCUCAGAAGCGUGCGUGUGUCCUUGUGCCCGUAAAAGUGCCAAAAAUAAAUGGAUUGCAGUGCUUAAGUGUGUAUUAGCUGUGUUAAUAAACGUUUUUGAUUUUUUUCAUUCACUUAAAAACUACUUGAUUUGAUCGAGACGAGAAUGUUCGACUCAUUCUGAAUCAGCACGGAAAACCGGGAAAUUAUGGUAAGCGCCGACCUAACGACCGCCAGCCCAACGACAAUGUCGGAAACAGAACGUAAGUCAUUGACAAAACGUAUCAUAUCUUCGCUGUCCUUCUUUAAAGACAAGAAAAAAGAUAAAUGCAAGAACGAGAAAGAGAAGCAGACUGAAAAUAAAAAUGUGCAAGCACAGAACGAAGACAAACCGAAUCCCGUUGAGAAGAUACUGGAGAACCUGCAGAAGCUAGAGAUUGCGAAAGAGAACACGCGAAAAGAAGAAGAAGACGAUGAAUCGGAGUUCUUCUGUUUCAAAUCAAUAGAAGAAGACAGGAGAAGCGAAAGGGUCGACUCGCAUUCCUCUGAAGACAGCGGUUUCGUUGACACAAAAGAGGUCGUUGAAGGUUUAAAAUGUUUGAAGAUCGAGAAAGACGAAGUUAAAAGUGGAGAAAAGAAGAAACAGAUUGUGGUCCUCGCUAGGAAACCGCCGAAAGAGAAAGUAUAUUGCCGCGUGGCGAAGCCUUAUGAUGCCGAAGACUUUUACAGACAGAUAAAGCAGAUAAACAGGAAGACCCUAACCGGCGGACAGGUUUUAGUCAAUUCGAUUCAGACCGACAACUAUUCUGAAGUAGAUCGAGCCUUGAACAGCGUCAAGGAAAUCGCUCAGACCUCGCAACAAGAACAGGGCUACUGGGAAGACGUUCAGGACAUGAUCGACGGCGACUACCACAGCAAAGAAUCGGAUAUACUGUCAGAAUUCUUCCCCGCGAACCAGCAGUUUUACGAACCUAUCGCCAUAGUCCCGACUUCGACGCCAGAAGCGAAUCCAAUCGAAGAGUUCUCGUGCGCUAAUCACCUGAACUACGAAGACAGCGUCGACGUAACGUCGAUCCUGAAUCUGGACCACAUGAAGGACCUGAGUCCCGCAUCGAAUAUAUUCCCGACGCCGCCAAGGUCGGAGAACGUGCCUAGCCCGAUAUCUGAGUCGCAAACUUCUUACUACCCGUCGAAUUCAGAUUACACGCUCUCUCCGGAACUAUCGCCGGUUUACUGCAGCGAUUACGAGAAGUACCAGGACCUGACGAGCUACGAGGAAUGUCCCAACGAGACGGACAAGACCAGGGAGAGAUCAACAUCGAUUUGCUCGAUGAAGAUGAAGCAGUUCAAGGACCUGCAAAAGGAAAUAGCGGCGGGUUUCUCCAAGAUGGAAUGCUGUGAGAUCAUGAGGAAGUCCUGCAAGGAAAUUCUGCAGGAGCAUCUGUUGAAAUUGAACGCCGAGCUGAGGAGGAAAAUUUGCGUCGAAGUCACUCAGAUGAAUUUGAAAACCUGUUAUGGUGUGAUGCAUCAUAUCUUGCUGAGCUUAUCGAAGAGCGGAGACGACGAGGAUCUCCAGUAUUCCCUCUUCGGUCUCAUAUGCGAGAGGGUACUGGCACAGAAGCCUGCGUUGUUCGCUGACGACUUUGGUCUUAGCUUACUGAAGUCAGCUGUUCUCCGCUGUUCUCACCGUCCGUUCCUGACUCGCUGCGUUGUUCAGGCAAUACGAACAAGCUUGAAGUCGAACCCUGAACUGUAUGCUGGAAAGGACUGCAUAUUCACGGAGGUGGACGCACAAGGCGACACUCUGGUCACGGCUUGCGCCCGCGCCGGCGACGCCUACGCUCUGGUGCUCAGCGAGAUAACGAGAAACGAAUAUCGCGAACAGCCGCCGCUAUUCAACGUCAAUCACGUUAAUUGCGAUGGUCAAGCUGCUCUCCAUCUCAGCUGUUCCCUGCACAGCAAACAGUCUCCCCGCAUACACGUCACCCACGUGCUCCUAGAACAUUCCGGAGCUGAUCUGCAGCAAGGCGACUCCAAAGGCGGCGAUACACCGAUACAUCUAGCAGUCAACUCGAUCAACUGCGACCUCCAUCUGGUGCUGUUACUAUUCAAAACCGUGGACAGGAAGUCGUGGAAGAACCUCGCGUAUCUGCGCAAUAGGAGCUUCGUCUCGCCUUUCGAUUAUGCACGUUCGGCCGCCAAAUCGACAACAAGACAGAACUAUCCACCCGAGAUACUGGACUUCUUCAAGAAAUGCCGUUGAGGAAGCUGACGUCACGAGGAAAAAUCGCAAUUAAAAAAUUCGUUGUGCCUUGUAGGAAUUUGAGACUAAAAAGUUGUUAACAGCGCCAUCUAUCGGCCAGGAAAGGAACCGAAAUGCGUUUCGGUACCAGCGACAUCUCUCGACGUAGCUGGUCAAUUAUAAUCGUUAAUUCGCAUCAACUUUUGUGCGUACAAAGCGAAAUUAGCUUUGUCAAUUCCAUCAAAAUUGGAAAAAGUUCCAAUUCCAAGUUUUAAAGAAAACAUAUUUUAAGUCAAUCAAGUUUUAUUUUUUGAUACUUAUAGAAUAUCACAAGUUUCUGUAUGUUAAGGAAUAACUGUAAGCAUUUUUUUUUACAUUCAAAAACCGCUUUGAAUCGGUUAAAAUAUCUGUAAUUAUAUUAAACAAUUGUCUUUGAAUAACAGAGCAUAAGAAAUGAAAGUGAAAAUCGAUGAUCAAAAUUCUAAAAAUACAAUAUCACUGUCAAUAACAUGUGACAUUGACGCUGUUAGAAAAUCUGUUAAUGUUAUUAACAAUGUCAGAAUAACGCAAUGAACGUAAAUUAACCUUGUUUCACACUUUGUCAUUUUUACAAUAAUUUUUGAGCAUAUCAUAAUUUAGUAAGUAUUUUAUAUUAAACAUUUUUAUAUAUUUUUAAGGCGAGGUCUUAUAUAUACCACCGUGAUCCAUCAUGGAGAUUCGCUUGAGACUUCUCUUGAGACCUCAAGAGCUCUCGAUGAGGUCUCUUAAGCAGCGAAUAUAACCUGGCUAUUGGAGAACUGUAUUUCAAUUUGCAAUAUAAUUUGAAAAGUGUGAAUUGAAACAAAAAAAAAAACCUAAAUUCCCCAGUAAAUUUAUACAGGCUCUCUAAGAUUAAUUCGCACCCGUAAAUAUUAAUAUAUUGACAAUUGUCAAUACAUAACGCAGACCUACAACCCGACACUGUCAAUAAAGACAAUCUAACUGCUCAUUAUAAUGGAUUUUUUAAUUCAUCAAUAUUUUUUGUGAUUAAUCAAUGAUAUAUCUUUUUAAAUCGCCCAAUAAAAUCUAAUAAUAAUUGAAGACAUUAGUGGAUGAGGGGUUAAGUACAGUUUUUAAGAUUUUUGAGUUUUUACGUUGAAUGAAAGCGUAUGUUAGAGCAUAUUAGACCUUAAAACUUCGGCUCUAAAGGCUAUUUUUAGAAAUCGCAUGUGACGAAAGAUAAAGUGCAAAGUGCACCUUUUUACUGGUGGUAGGACCUCUUUUGAGUCCGCGCGGGUAGGUACCACCGCCCUGCCUAUUUCUGCCGUGAAGCAGUAAUGAGUUUCGGUUUGAAGGGUGGGGCAGCCGUUGUAACUAUACUGAGACCUUAGAAUUUAUAUCUUAAGAUGGGUGGCGCAUUUACGUUGUAGAUGUCUAUUGGCUCCAGUAACCACUUAACACCAGGUGGGCUGUGAAAUCGUCCACCCAUCUAGGCAAUAAAAAUAAAUAAAUAAAAGUAACAAAACUUUGUUGCCGGUUUUCUCAAAAAUUUACAAAUUGCAUCAUACCCCUUCAUCCACUCAUGUCCUCAGAGAUCAUGUUGCGACGUAUAUGACGUCAUACGUGGCUAAUCUGUUGUUACAAACGAAAAUCUUACGGUAGAUAUAUGAAUAGUAAACUUUAGCUUUUAAAUUCGUGUAUAUCUACUAAUAUUUUACGUUAUGACCAGUAUUUGGUCCGAGAUCUUAGUUCUUAAAAACAAUUUGAAGCUGUCAAAAAAGUUUUUUUUUUUAAAUAUAGAAUUGUGAAAUGGGUCUGUAUGUGCGAAAAUUCACGUCGUGAAAUGUGUAGUGGUAAAGUUGUUACUCUUGAAUUCUUCAAUCGGUGAGAUCUCUGUGAGAUUUAAUAUUAACUUUUUUAGUACUGAGCUUAUUUUCACAUAUUUUCCAGAAAUUGAUAAAGGGUUUUUUUUAAAUCUACCUUUAACAAAAAUUACAAAAAUCAAUGCUAAAUUCACAGUAAUUACAAUUUUAAAUGGUUAUUUGUAAGUGUUAUUGACUUAUUAAAAACGUCCGAACAUCCGAACAGGACUAUACGUAAUACCUAUAAUCGAAGUGCGCAAUAGUCGGUAUUCCGACGCUCCGUACUCUAUACGCAUUAAAACAGAGUCGAUCUAUCGACGGUUCUCGCUUAAAGAAGUCGAGUUCAAUUAAAAAAUAUCUAUGUACCUACCGAAAUCAUUUUUUUUAAUAAAUUUGACUGGCUUAGAAACAAAGUCCUUUAAGCCAGAUCAUUAUUUCUGUUUCUUCAUCACUUCAUUUCACAAUAUUUAUAUUGAAAUCACUAUGUUUUUAAUGAAUUUAUAAUAGCGGUAUGAAGUACUUUGGGUUCUUUAAUAGUUCGUCCAAGAAGCGGGAGACAUUAUUAGACCUACCGAAAUCAUAAACAUCCGGUGUACAGAUAAUACCUCAGUUUGAUUUGACAUCUGUCAAACUUCGCGCCAUUUUUUUUAAUGGAACGUCAAAAAUAAAAAAUUAAGUUACCUGAAUUUCUUGUCAAGGCGGUUGUGUGUUAAUUCGGAAUUUCUCAAUGUAUAUAAAAUAAAAUGUGCAGAAAAAACUAUUUUUGUAAUUAAUUACGAUCAAAUAAAGUUUAUUUUUUUUUCUUUU